AUGGGCUCCUCCGUCCUCGCGCUCCUCCUGGCCGGAUGCGCGCUCGCGGCUGCAGCCACACGCCGGAGGUUUGGCUGUCUCUUUGAGGAUGAUCUAUGCGAGCCGUAUGAAGUUUGUGCCAACGAUGGUGUGUUCGGACACUGUCUGUUUCCUGGAACAGAUGUUUACACCUUCGAUGUUUCUCCAGCAGCCCUGCAGCGUCUGAGGAACGUUCUCCAAAAACUGGCCCAUCAAGGUUACACCUGGCAGGAUGACACCACCCAGCAGGUCAUCUCUAGAGAGCUGUUAGCGCUGCCUAAGAUUCCUCUACGGCGCCUCGGCAACACCUUCCCAGCUUUCAGCUCCAGGGCUCAGGCUGCUGACGGUGAGAACAGGAAGCUGAAGGGGGAUGAAGCUCUGCUGGGCAGGACGCUGGAGAGUUACCUGCAAGAGCUGGGCUUUCUGCCUGCUGAUGUCACUUCCUCCAAACAGAGCCUUCGGGGAAAGUAUAAAGGUAAUGGAAAGGCAAAAAUCAUGGAUUACUACGUGGAGCCUAAACAAAAGCCGCCUCCUCUGUCCUCCGUCUCUCUUCUGCAAACUCGGCCAAACUCCAAACAGCCCCCACCUGGCCCGGCAUCACUUUCCGCCCUUCUGUCCAGACUAGAGUCAGACCAGACCGGUCACCUCUCGGAGCUGCAGCAGUUCCGGUCUGGGUCGAAGCCAGAGCUUACGAGUCCAUCUCAGGGAAAGUUUCAGUACUUCAGUCUUCAGCGCACGCCGUCUCCUGAAGGAGGAAAACUUCCCGGAGCUUCCCGACAGCCACCCCCGCCCAGAAUAGACAAACUGCUGUUCAGGCCUGGAGCUAACCGUCCUGCUCCUAAAGACUCCCUCAGCUCAGUGGAUGAGAAGUUCAUCCAGGGUGUGGUGAAUCAGCUCGGGCAGCAGAGUGUGAACGUGGACACGUUGACCCCAGGUGACCUGGACCAGCUCUCAGAGGUUAUCGCUCAGGCCCUGCAGGUGGUGGACGGAGUCGGGGGGGUUAAAGGUCGAGAAGUCAUGGAUGAUGAAGAGCAAGAGAUGAAGAAGGAAGCUGAUGAUAAAGGACAGCGAGAGCGAACGGCUGGAGAGAGCAUCACUCCUAAAGAUGGACAGUCUGAAGGAGGUGGCCCAAAGUCAGAAGAAAAGGAUAAAGAUUUUAUCCGAGAGCUGCUGGAGUAUCUGGACCGGAGCUCAGGCCCUAAGGCUGCUGACCGUACCCAAGCUGAAGUGCCUUUUCUGGGCUUUACAAACUUCCCUGGAGACCUGGGGGGUUCGAAACCUGCCGGACUGGAGAACAUCCAGAGCCGGACCACCCAGACCAAGCUGGACCUGAUGAAGAAGAAGAUGGAGCCGGACACUCUGGAUCUGGAUCAUCUGGGCGAUGCUGAGGUGGACCAGUGGCUCUAUGGUGCUAAAGGCUCCUCCAGAGAAGAACCGCAGAAGAAGAACAUGGCGGGGGAAGAGGAGGUGGAGAAGAAGAAAGGUGCACACGUGGAGGAGAAGUUUAGGGUGGACGUGGCGGCGUACUCCAGCCCCCAGCAUGACGGCUACUUUGGAUACAUCAUCACUGAAGACUCUCUCUCCACAGAUCAGGGUUUGAAUCUGAUGGAGAUUUUGGCCGAGAGAGUGAAGCUGCACAUCACUGACUUCCUGCAGCUGUCUGUUUUAGGUCCUGCUGUGACGUUCAGAGUGAGGCCCAAUGCCCGAAACAUCACCACCGCACUGCUGGCCCGAGUGGCAGUGGAGCAGAAGGGCCAGUUGGAGAAGCAGAGCGGGGUGAAGAUUCUGGAGGCUGGCCUGAGUGAUAGGACCAAGCUGAAUCAGAUUCCCAUCAUCAGGCACAGCCAUGUGGAGCCCAGCAACUUCCUUGUCCUGUCGAUGGUUUCCGUGGCGUUUAUCGCCGUGGUGCUGGGCUUGUCCGGCACGCUCUUCUGCAUGCGCCAUCACUCCCACUACAAGCUGAAGGAAAGGCUGGCCAGCCUGGGCACUGACACCAGCCACGAUGCCACGGCAGCCUAUCAGGAUCUGUGUAGGCAGCGGAUGGCCAUCCAGACGUCUGAGCGUGGGUCAGAGGUGUUUCACCCAACACACACCCACACAUCCCGCAUCAAUAGUGUGUCGUCUCAGUUCAGCGAUGGGGCGACUCAAAGCCCAUCAGCCCGCAGCAGCACGUCAUCCUGGAGUGAAGAACCACACAGUAACAUGGACAUCUCUACUGGACACAUGAUACUGUCAUAUAUGGAGGAUCACCUGCAGAACCGCGACCGUUUGGAAAAAGAGUGGGAGGCGCUGUGUGGAUAUCAGGCUGAACCGGCCGCCUGCUCUGUCAGCCAGGAAAAACAGAACGCCAAGAAGAACCGUCCCAACGGCGUGCUCGUCUAUGAUCACUCCAGAUUCACCUUAAAGGCUGAAAACAAUCACAGCAACUCAGACUACAUCAAUGCGAGCCUCAUCAUGGAUCAUGACCCUCGUAAUCCAGCCUAUAUCUCGGCUCAGGGUCCACUCCCCUCCACAGUGGCUGAUUUCUGGCAGAUGGUGUGGGAAAGUGGCUGUGUCGUGAUAGUCAUGCUAACUCCGCUAGCCGAAAACGGGACCAAACAGUGUCAUCAGUACUGGCCAGAUGAAGGUUCUGACCUGUACCACAUCUACGAGGUCAACCUGGUCUCAGAGCACAUUUGGUGUGAGGACUUCCUGGUCCGCAGUUUCUACCUGAAGAACGUCCAGACCAACGAGACUCGGACCGUAACGCAGUUCCACUUCCUGUCCUGGAUGGACCAGAGCGUUCCAGAGUCUGCGAGAACCCUCCUGGACUUCCGCAGAAAGGUUAACAAGUGUUACCGGGGCCGCUCUUGUCCAAUAAUUAUCCACUGCAGUGAUGGGUCAGGCAGGAGUGGGACGUACAUCCUGAUAGACAUGGUGCUCAAUAAAAUGGCUAAAGGUGCAAAGGAGAUUGAUAUCGCUGCAACACUGGAACACCUGAGGGAUCAGCGAGCGGGCAUGGUGAAUACCAAGGAGCAGUUUGAGUUCGCAUUGACUGCAGUGGCGGAGGAGGUGAAUGCCAUACUCAAAGCACUGCCUCAGUGAAGAAGCCUUUAUCCUCUCUCUCUCUCUCUCUCUUUGUGUAUCUCUCCCUCUAUCCUUUCUUCCUGUGAACCAGUGACCUAUUAUUAUCUUUGUUAUGAACAGAUAGAAAUUGUCCCACAACAGGAUUGUAGUGCUGGAGUUAGAAGUUAUGAAAAUAAUGUUGAACAUGCUUCCAUGACCCAGUGUACUGCAUACAAGUCUUCAUUUCAAAUAUGUAUAUAGACCAGUAUAUGAUUAUCAUUGUAUUACUUAAAAAUGACUAUUUAGAAUGAUGUUUAAUUUUGUAACAAAUAAUAUAAAGAUUGUAUCUGAUGAUGCGGCGUGGAUGGCAAUAUACUGUAUAUGAUAUCCAAUAGCUGUGCGUAUUGUAUCUGAAAUAUAUGUAGAGGUUGUAAACAGUCGGCUGUUGACCACAAAGUUUUCAAGAAGCAGGAAGAAGCUCAUAAGAGAUGAACCAGUUACUCCAGAGACAUAAUAGUUUAAUGCAUCCUAAGUCAAAUUCCAUGUUUAUAGAGGACAAACUUAUGGCAAUUUUCUGCACAUUGUCCAU
Colossoma macropomum (tambaqui) is the source of this 3652-nucleotide messenger RNA. It is a transcript of the gene ptprn2, whose product is annotated as protein tyrosine phosphatase receptor type N2. Gene Ontology annotation, biological process: protein dephosphorylation. Bases 1 to 3102 code for a protein of 1033 amino acids. Gene Ontology annotation, molecular function: protein tyrosine phosphatase activity. Gene Ontology annotation, cellular component: secretory granule. The record is from RefSeq and is a predicted model, not a curated record. NCBI's taxonomy places the organism in Eukaryota, Metazoa, Chordata, Actinopteri, Characiformes, Serrasalmidae. The transcript is spliced from 24 exons.